Letharia lupina is the source of this 1134-nucleotide messenger RNA. RefSeq lists its product as uncharacterized. Gene Ontology annotation, molecular function: 1-alkyl-2-acetylglycerophosphocholine esterase activity. The coding region runs from base 1 to 1134 and encodes 377 amino acids. The transcript is spliced from 2 exons. Lineage: Eukaryota; Fungi; Ascomycota; Lecanoromycetes; Lecanorales; Parmeliaceae. The record is from RefSeq and is a predicted model, not a curated record.
AUGGUUUCCCUUCCCGACACCAUCCAUCUUGGCACCAUUGUCAUCCUCCUUCUCCUCCUCCCAGCCGUACAAUCGACCGUCGUCCUCCCGAAACCAAGCGGCCCCUACAACACACGCAUCACCACCGCAGAAUUAGUCGACAAAACCCGCCUCGACCCCUUCGCUCCAAACCGCACCCAGCGAGCCAUCAUGGUCACCGUCUUUUACCCCAUCACAAAACCCUCCGAAUGCGACCCACUCCGCACCGUGAACUACAUGCCCCUCGCCACCGCUCAAUUCUGGGACCAAGAAUUCUCCUCCUACGGCAUCACAAACGCAACACUCGAGAACUUCCGAUCAGCACCUGUCGCCCCGACGCCCCCAUCUCGCCACCCAGCCACAACAACUCCCACCCCAUCCGCGAUCGCCGCCACGGUCGCGAGCACCGGCUACGUCGUCCUAACCAUCGACCACCCCCACGACGCCUUCAUCGUCGAAUACCCGACCGGCCCCCCAACCUACGCCGCCAACAUCAGCAGCGCUGCACAAACCUCCCUCGACCUCGCGACUCGCGCCUCCGACGUCUCGUUCCUCCUCGACCAACUCGGCGCCAACGAUACCGUCCGUGACGUCAUCCCCGGUGCAGGCCGCGGCCUCGACGUCCGCCGCGUCGCCAUGUACGGGCACUCGUUCGGCGGGGCGACAGCCGCAGCGGCGAUGCUUUCGGACCACCGCAUCGCGGGCGGGCUGAACAUGGACGGGACGUUCUACGGCGCCGUCGUCGAGCGGGGGCUGGAUCGGCCGUUCAUGCUCUUCAGCAAUCCGAAAAGCAUGCCGAACCAGACCUUCUACGGCGAUGACUCGUGGGCGGAAACGUGGCCGCGGCUGCGGGGAUGGCGACGGGAGCUCGCGCUGGCUGGAGCUGCCCACAAUACGUUCUCCGACAUCCCGCUGCUGACUAAAUUGCUGGGACUGUCGCCGUUCAAUGCGACGAGCGUGACCGGCUCCGCGCUUGGAACGAUAGAUGGGGCGCGAGGAUUCGAUGUGAUCACGGCGUAUGUGGUUGCGUUUUUGGACUUUGUGCUGAAAGGGGCGGAGUCGGAGCUUCUGCGGAUGCCGAGCCCGCUCUAUCACGAGGUGACCCUUGUGAGGUAG